Messenger RNA from Fragaria vesca subsp. vesca, 902 nucleotides. RefSeq names its product dehydration-responsive element-binding protein 3-like. Bases 15 to 791 code for a protein of 258 amino acids. The record is from RefSeq and is a predicted model, not a curated record. NCBI's taxonomy places the organism in Eukaryota, Viridiplantae, Streptophyta, Magnoliopsida, Rosales, Rosaceae. The transcript has a single exon. Gene Ontology annotation, molecular function: DNA binding; DNA-binding transcription factor activity. Gene Ontology annotation, biological process: regulation of DNA-templated transcription.
UUCAAUUCAGUGUCAUGGCAGCAGAACCAAAUAAUUCAGAAGCUGAAAGCACUACCACGAGCAACUCAUCAUCUCUCUGUUCAGUAGCCUCUUCACCAUGUUUAUCUGGGUUGUUGCAGACUGCUACUCAUCCCAAGUCACCUUCCAACACUACCAAGAAUCCCAAAACAAGUCAGAAAGGUGACUCAAGCUCACUUCAGCAGAAGACCUCGCUUAAAAGAGCAAGAGAGCCUACAGAUAAUAACAACAACAGCAAACACCCGGUUUACAGAGGAGUUCGAAUGCGCAACUGGGGCAAAUGGGUGUCGGAAAUUCGCGAGCCCCGCAAGAAGUCACGUAUCUGGCUAGGCACAUUUUCCACACCGGAAAUGGCAGCCCGUGCCCACGACGUGGCCGCGCUGAGUAUUAAGGGCAACUCGGCCAUUCUGAACUUUCCAGAACUGGCCGAGUUGCUGCCUCGUCCGGAGUCACUCCAACCUCCGGACAUUCAAGCUGCCGCGGCUAAAGCAGCAGCCAUGGUUCAUCUGGAUUCCACCACCACAACAUCGUCGUCGUCCACAUCCUCAUCCUCUUCCUCAUCAGAGGGUUUGGAAUCGGGAGAGGAUGAGCUAGGCGAGAUUGUGGAGCUACCCAACAUAGAAGACAGCUUCAACUCAGGCGAGUCAAGAAGCGAGUUCAUAUUGGUGAACGACACGGUGGACAUAGGUUGGCUGUAUGAUCAUCCGCCAUUGAUGGGGCUCGAUCACUUCGAAGAAGAUCUAGUGUCUUGGGAUAUUCAAAUGAUUACUUGAAAUCUUCAUCAAUCAGUGUGUGUCGAUCUGUGUCUGUGUCAUUUUUUUUCUUCUUCUUCUGUUUUACAGUUUUGCAAGUUUCUUGGUUUGUCUUGCUCCUUUUGCUAACUG